Molecule: messenger RNA, 804 nt
Organism: Lichtheimia ornata
Lineage: Eukaryota; Fungi; Mucoromycota; Mucoromycetes; Mucorales; Lichtheimiaceae
Exons: 9
Coding region: 1-804 (267 amino acids)
Biological process (GO): protein neddylation; positive regulation of ubiquitin-protein transferase activity
Cellular component (GO): ubiquitin ligase complex
Molecular function (GO): ubiquitin-like protein binding; ubiquitin conjugating enzyme binding; cullin family protein binding
Source: RefSeq, a predicted model, not a curated record
AUGUCGCUAAAGCGCAAAUUCCAACCAGCCUUUUUUGAAAACAAUAUCACCAUGGGAGCAAAGCAAAGCAACAUGUCAGCAGCACAAAAGCAACAGUACCAUCCAGCACAAAAGCGAGCUAAACCACGAUCCUCCUCCACAGCAAGUAAUACAGCAGCAGCAGCGGCAGCACGCCAUAAUAACAAACCUACCACUCAACCUGUUGCAAAUCCAAUUCCACAGUUUGAUGAACAACAAUGUCGUCUCCUGUUCAAGAAGUAUGCUGAUCCAGACACGCCAAACACCAUUUCCCCUGAAGGAAUGCAACGUUUCUUUGAAGAUUUAGGAUUAUCGGUGGAGGAUGUUCUUGUGAUUGCAUUUGCGUGGAAGAUGAAUUUGCAGACAAUGGGUUAUAUCACAGAGAAUGAAUGGAUGCAUGGAAUGAGGGAACUAGGUACCGACUCCAUUGAGAAGCUUCAAGCCAAGCGUCCUGAAUUAGAAAAUGCACUGAAUGAUGCGGAACAAAUGAAGGAAAUGUAUCGCUACACUUUUGGAUAUGCUAAGAACAAGGACCAAAAAUGCAUGGAUGUCGAGGUUGCCUCUGCUUUAUGGUCUAUGCUAUUAGGCCCCAAGUUUCCAAUCGUUCAAGAUUUCCUUACAUUCCUACAGGAAAAAUGUCCAGUCCGGGUGGUCAAUCGUGAUCAAUGGCAGAGCUUUUUAGAAUUCGCAGCAACCGUGUCGCCUGAUCUAUCCGACUAUGAUGAAACAUCCGCAUGGCCUGUAUUAUUUGACGAGUACGUCGAAUGGAAGCGUGAACAAGCAUAA